UAGGAUUUAUAUUUGAAUGUAAUUAUUGUAUGUAUAGAUUAUAGUGCUUCGAUUUAUUGUCUAAACAAAACAACUAGAUUUUAGAUAUUCUUACUGUAAAAAAAUUGAAUACAAUUACGUGAGUUUAGAGCCACUGGCAAUAAUUGUGUUAUUUACUUUUUGGACAUGGCCUUUAACGAAAACCAAACUGUCAUUUAUGAAUUAGUCCAGAUUUUUGUAAAAUCAAAAGAAUGUCUUGCUCACUUGAGGACCUACGUAAAACAGGACAGUUUGGUAAUGCGAGAUGCAAUUGGACACGAUUGGGGUGGGUUAAAAGUCAAUGCCACAUAUGAUAUUAUUGCAUCUCCUGGUAACCCAAAGGGGACAAAUGCCCUGUUUGGCGAAAUUGAGACGUAUCUUACGAAUAACAUAGAAACUAUUUUCCCAUUAUCAAGUGAUCUUUCACGAGCUGGAAUUCGUAAACUAGUGCAUUAUGUGCUAAUGCCAGAGGUACUAAGAUAUGGUGUGGCAGUUGAAACAUCCCAUUACAAUCUUGCUCCUAAUGUCAUCAGAGACAUUGUAUGGUACGGGUAUGACCACUUAGUAUCUGUUAUUGCAAAAUGUGGAAAUGGAGAUAAGACUCAAACUCAUACUUCUACUAGUGACUUAAAAUCAACAGCCACAAUAGUCUCGAACAAAGAGAAUAUGAAUGCUGUCUUCAGUGGCAAGUCUGCUUUAAAUUGUAAUGCUGAUUCUAACUUAAUUGUUAUUGCAUCAGUAGUAGCCCCUGUAGUUUUAACUACAGAGGGGAAUUUAUUGAAGAAGACAGUGUAUAUGACAGGAGUGGAAACAUGUGGCAUAAAUUCCCAAUGUGAAUAUGCAGAAAAAGCACAAAGUGUAACCCCUAGUACUGAUCCAGAAGCAACAGCCCAAGUUAGCUCAAGAAAUCAGAAUGCAAACAGUGGCAAGUUUGAAAUAAACAUUAAUGUUAAUGGUGAUGGAGGCGUAACUGUUAAUGGCGCAGAUGCAGUCCCCAUAGUUUUACCCGCAAAGGUGAACAUAUCAGAAAAACCUGUGAAUAUGAUAGCCAGGGAAAAAAUUAGCAAAAAUAGGAGUGCCACCAAACGCAAAUUCUGUUGCCUUCCAUGGCACAACACAGAGAAAACUUCAACUAGCAAGGAUUACGUUCAGUUGAACAAUCUUGGAGUAGGUAUGAGAUAAAUUUCAAACACAUAAUUACAAUACACAUAUACAAUUUUCA
Molecule: messenger RNA, 1240 nt
Organism: Daphnia magna
Lineage: Eukaryota; Metazoa; Arthropoda; Branchiopoda; Diplostraca; Daphniidae
Exons: 7
Coding region: 166-1200 (344 amino acids)
Source: RefSeq, a predicted model, not a curated record